AAUUCAUUUUCGUCGUUAUCGCUGUGGCGUCGGUGCGUGAUCGUGGUCGACAGUCGUUCAGUCGUGGUCGUCGUCGAGUGAGUUGUUAGGCCUGUCGUCUCACCCCUACCCCGCCACCGUUGCGUCGUGGCUGUCCGCCAGUCUAUCGACGUUCCCGUUCCCGCUCAUUCGUCCAACGGUUCCCGCGCUAUCCGAUUAACAAAUAACAACCGAUACUGUACUGUGCGCUGUAUCCCGGUAUCGACGUAACGAUAGAGUGCUAGUCCGUCUGCCGCUGCCGAAUAUUUUCGUUGCGACCCGUUUCCGGUACGCCGCCACGAACGUUCUUCAGUUUGCUUUGAUAUUUCAUACUCACGGUCGCUACAAUGCAUAAAGGAGUGGCUGAUAACGAGUAUGAAAUUGAAUCCAUUUUAUUCGAUGAUACAUAUGGGAGUAAAACAAUGUAUCUUGUUAAAUGGAAAAAUUAUCCUAUGGACCAAUGCACUUGGGAACCAUAUCGAAAUUUAACAAAUUGUGCAAAUGCAUUAAAUGACUACAGAUCAAAUAAGGUAGUUGCUGCUGACAUCUAUAAAACUGCACGUUUUAAAGAGCUAUAUGAUUCACUUAAUAUGUUUGGUGAUCAAGAAUUGAUUGAAUUGUUGCACCGCGUCAUCGAGGAAGGCAUGCCAUCUGUAGAUGAUAAGUUUGUUAGGGGUACUAUUGCUUAUUUAUCAACAGUAUCCCCAAGUAGUAGGAGUACAUCAUUAACUAAAUUGAUUAGACAUAAUUUGAUGAUAAUUGAAGUUAACAGAAAAAGGCAAAAACAACUUGAUAAAUUGUGUAAAUGGCAAAAUGAUAUGGCUGCAGUCUGUGGAUUUAACAUAACUGUUGUAAACAAUGUAGACUUUGAAGGCCCACCCAAACGGUUUUAUUAUGUGGAUGAAUGUGUGGCUGGGAAAGGAGUUGAAAUUCCAAAUGACCCUCCAGUUUGGUGUCACUGUGAUGUUACUUGUGGAGGAAAAAAACGUAAAAAGACUGAAUGUCAUUUUGGCGAUUUUCAACUUGCAUAUAAUAAAUUUAAGCGUGUUAUAGUUCCUCAAGGCACACCAAUUUACGAGUGUAAUAAAAAAUGUUCUUGUGAUAGCACAUGUAUAAAUCGAGUAGUUCAACAUGGUCCUAAUAAAAAUUUUAAACUUCAAAUAUUUCGUACAGAUAACAAUCGCGGUUGGGGAGUCAAAACUUUAAUAAAUAUAAAGCAGGGUACCUAUAUUACUAAAUAUACUGGUGAAGUGAUUACCAGAUCAGAAUCUGAUCAACGGGCUAUCACUCAUGGUUCAAAGUCAACAUACUUGUUUGAUCUUGACUACAAUACUGAUAAAAAUGAUAGCGUUUAUUCUAUUGAUGCAACUACAUUUGGUAAUAUAUCACAUUUUAUAAAUCAUUCAUGUGAUUCCAAUCUGGCCAUAUUUGCUGUGUGGAUUGAUUGUUUGGAUACUAAUCUUCCAACUCUGGCAUUAUUCGCAUCUAGAGAUAUUAGUGCAGGUGAAGAGAUAACAUUCAAUUAUAUGACUUCUGUUAAUAAUGAAAAUCGGAGAAUUAAAUGUAAAUGUCAAUCUAAAAACUGCCGUGGUUACCUGUGUUAGUAUAAAUAAUUUUAUUUUCA
Melanaphis sacchari is the source of this 1642-nucleotide messenger RNA. RefSeq names its product histone-lysine N-methyltransferase SUV39H2 (gene Su(var)3-9). Gene Ontology annotation, cellular component: nucleus. Lineage: Eukaryota; Metazoa; Arthropoda; Insecta; Hemiptera; Aphididae. The record is from RefSeq and is a predicted model, not a curated record. The transcript is spliced from 3 exons. Gene Ontology annotation, molecular function: histone H3K9 methyltransferase activity; zinc ion binding; protein binding. Bases 366 to 1622 code for a protein of 418 amino acids.